AUGCAAGUUGUUACUCCGUCGUCUCCGGCGCCGAAAUUCGUCGGAAAAGAGAGGUUCACCGAGGUUUACGGGGCAUUGAGCGACGAUUUUGGCUCCAAAUUAAAUAUCGAUUUUACGAAUAAAGAAGAAGAAAAAAACAGAUGGUGGAAUCAAGAAGAGUCUGAUGAUGGAGAAGAAGAAGAUGAGUUCUCGUUCGCAAGCGUAAACGCAGAGAAUUCGCCGAUAACCGCAGACGAAGCGUUCCAAGACGGUCAGAUCCGGCCGGUUUAUCCUCUAUUUAACCGGAACAUUCUCUUCGAACAACAACCGGAGGAGAAAUCUUCUUUACGCUCGCCGAUCAAGAAGCUCUUCGUGGAGAGCCAGACGGCGGAGGAAGAAGAAGAAACAGAGCCGAUGGGACCGUACUGCUCGUGGUCAGGAAGAACGGUGGAGGAAGCUACGCCGGAUACUUGCCGGAAAAGUAAUUCCACGGGGUUCUCGAAGCUGUGGAGAUUCAAAGAUCUGGUUUUGAGAAGCAACAGCGACGGGAAAGACGCGUUUGUGUUUCUGAACAACGGAGUCGCCGGAGGAGAAAAGAGCAAAUCUUCUUCUUCUUCGUCGUCGUUUUCGAACGUGGCGGCGAUGUUGGCCGGAGGGAAGAGGACGGAGAAAGGGAAAGAGCAGAAGAAAGCGGAGAAGAAGCUGAAAACGAAGUCGGCGCACGAGAGGCUGUACAUGAGAAACAGAGCGUUAAGAGAAGAAGGGAAACGGAGAUCGUAUCUUCCGUACAGACAUGUCGGUUUCUUCACCAACGUUAAUGGUCUUACCAGAAAUGUUCAUCCUUACUAA
Microthlaspi erraticum is the source of this 828-nucleotide messenger RNA. The record is from the annotation of a GenBank genome assembly. Lineage: Eukaryota; Viridiplantae; Streptophyta; Magnoliopsida; Brassicales; Brassicaceae.